GGGUGACUGACUGCUGCGCCGGCGACGACGAAGAUGACUGGUGCUGCAGCGUCGAGGAGAGGAGGAGCGGCGGCGGCGGCGGCGAUGCUGCUACUGCUGCUGCUGCUGGCCGUUCCCUGGAAGCAGGCGCUAGCCGCACGUGGCAUCAAGCACCAGCUCAAGCAAGGUCAGUACGGCAUGAGCAAGAGCCUGAAGAACGGCGGCCUCUUCCCCUCGGUGUUCAACGUCGCCGCCAAGGCGGAGAUCAGCGUGAACGCGACCUGCGGUGACGACGGGCCCGAGACCUUCUGCAAGCCGGCCGAGUCGUCGCGCUGCGCCGUCUGCGACUCGCGAAGCCCCGACCCCCACAAGCGGCACAACAUCAACCAGGCCCUGGAUUCCAGUCCCAGCCGCUGGUGGCAGAGUCCGAGCCUCGCUCGCGGCGACCGGUUCGAGUACGUCACCGUCGUCCUCGACCUCAAACAGAGGUACCAAAUAGAGUACGUGAUAGUGAAGGCCGCGAACUCGCCCCGGCCGGCCGCCUGGAUACUCGAGAGAUCGAUCGACGGCGAGAAGUACCAAGCCUGGCAGUAUUACGCGCCGACCGACGAGGAAUGCUGGACGCGCUACUCGAUGCCGCCCGUGUUGGGAAAGCCGAGCUAUACCCAAGACGAUGAAGUCAUUUGCACGAGUUUUUACUCCCGGCAGACACCCAUGGAGAACGGCGAGAUUCACACGCAGCUGGUGAACGGCCGGCCCGGUGCUCUGAACCACACGCAGACGAUCCAGGAGUUCACGGAAGCUCGCUACGUCAGGCUGCGCUUGCAGGGCCUUCGCAGGAGAGGCGAAGCCGUCGUCGACAAGAGAAGGGCCUUCUACUCCAUCCGGGAGAUCAACAUCGGCGGGAGGUGUCUCUGCUCCGGACACUCCUCCCGCUGCAGAAUCGAUUUGCCUCACAAGCGCCAGGAGUGCGAAUGCGAACGACACACGUGCGGCGAGACGUGCGAUAGCUGCUGUCCCAUGUACAACCAGGUGCCCUGGCAGCCCGGAACCUCCGGCAAGGGCUUCCACUGCGAGAAGUGCAACUGCAACGGACACGCCACCGCCUGCCGAUACGACCACCAAGUCGCCGAGAUGAAGCUCUCGAUGGACAUACGCGGAAAGUACCGAGGGGGCGGCGUCUGCCUCAAUUGCUCGGACUACACGACCGGGAUAAACUGCGAAAAAUGCGAAGCCGGCUACUACAGGCCCAACGGGAUCCCUCCCGACGACCCCGAGCCCUGCGUACCCUGCGACUGCCACCCAAGAGGAAGCACCGGACUCUGCAUCCCCGACGACUCCUUCACCAGCCUGGGAAAGGUAUCGGGCGCGUGCGAGUGCCGCCUCGGCUACUCCGGGCACAAGUGCGACCAGUGCGCCGCCGGCUACCGGCAGUUCCCGGACUGCGUCCCCUGUCCCUGCGACGCUCGGGGCAUCCUGCCCUCCCACGACUGCGAGGGCGACUGUCUCUGCAAGGCCCACGUCACCGGCGAGUACUGCGACCAGUGCAAGCCCGGAUACUUCGCCCUCGCCCGCAACCACAUCGAGGGCUGUCUGCCCUGCUUCUGCUCGGGCCAGUCCGACGAGUGCCGCCUUGCCAAGAUCUCCCUGAGUAUGGUGUCAACGCUCGCGGGCUGGCAAGUGAGCGACAUAAACGGCUCGCGGGCCGUCUCGCCGAGUCUGCAGGGCGAGCACGGUUGGCCGACGAUAGCCGCCUUCGAGGUGGAGUAUCGAAGCCCCUACUGGCUCGCGCCCAAAAUCUACGCCGGAAAUCAUCUCUCUUCCUACGGAAGCAAUCUCACUUUCCUAGUCAGCUGGAUCGUUAUGCGGGGUGACACCAGCGGCAAACCGACCUCCGAGCCGGAUGUCGUACUUAUCGGCAAAAACGGCAUGCGAAUAGCUUACGGCGAAGACACCCAUAUGGGCCAGCAGGCGGAAAUCACGGUGCCGAUAUUGGAGCACGGCUGGUUCCACGUGCAGGUCAGCCCGGAAAUCAUUGACGGCGUGACGCGGUUCCGCAGGACGGACUAUCGGGGAGAUCCUGUCACGCGCCAGCAAAUGCUGGAGAUCCUCGCCGAUGUCGAGCACUUGCUCUUCAGGGCCCAAUUUCAUACGGAGCAGAUCGAGGGAAGUUUGAAAUCGGCGAUUUUACCAGUCGGGCAAGUUUUAAUGGAUGACGGAGAGAACAGCCUUGUGGAGAUGUGCUCUUGCCCGGUCGGAUACACGGGCUUGUCGUGCGAACAGUGCGAUUGGGGGUACGUGAAGGUGCCGAUCAACUCUACCGAUCACCACACCGGACACAAAUGCGUCAAGUGCGACUGCAACGGUCACGCCGGCUCUUGCGAUCUUAUGAUGGGCGAAUGCAGCACUUGUGAGCACCACACCAUUGGGCCAAAGUGCGAUCGUUGCACAGUGGGCUACUUCGGCGACGCUACCAGGGGGACCCCCGAAGACUGUCACAGAUGCGCCUGUCCCUUAGAUAUACCGACUAAUAAUUUCAGUCCGAGCUGUCAACUAGAUGAUCCGUAUGACUCAGAGGGCGAUUACGUGUGCACGCAAUGUCCUCUAGGAUAUACUGGCGAUCAUUGUGAAACUUGCGACAUCGGAUUUUUCGGCGACCCGCUUACCCCCGGUAGGACGUGCGAGCCCUGUCCUUGUUUCGGUGGCCCAUGUGAUCAGGAUACCGGUCGAUGCCUCGAGUGCCGCGGAAACACCGAAGGCUGGAAAUGCGAGAAGUGCAAAGAGGCUCACUACGGCAACCCGGCAGACCUCAACUGCCUGCCUUGUGCCUGCGAUCCGCUUGGCAGUACGUCAACGCUCUGCGAAUCUCGGACUGGUCAGUGCACGUGUCGCCCACUGUUCGACGGCCGUGACUGUUCUCUCUGCAUCGAGGGCUACGGGAACGUCACUGCAGGUUGCAUAGAGUGCGACUGCGGCAUCGGCGCCGAAGACGUUCAAUGCGACCCUGUCAGCGGACUCUGCAGCUGCAGUCCUGGCGCUGUUGGACCGAGAUGUGACCACUGCGACAUCGACCACUACGGACUGUCCUUCGACGGCUGUUCUGCUUGCGCCUGCAGUCCUCUCGGCUCGUUCUCCUCCAGCUGCGACCUCGUCUCGGGCCAGUGCCAGUGCAGGCCCAACGUCAUCGGUCGGCAGUGCGACAGGUGCCUGCCGGAGUACUGGGGCCUGUCGACGGGCGCCGGCUGCUCGGCCUGCAACUGCGACCCGACGGGCUCGCACAACGCCUCGUGUCUGGAGGCGAGCGGCCAGUGCCACUGCAAACCCGGCGUUGGUGGAUCGCGAUGCGAGACCUGUCUUCCGGGAUAUUAUGGAUUUUCCCGCAAUGGCUGUCAGCUCUGCGAGCCCUGCAACCGGCCCGGCCACAUCUGCGAGCAGCUGACCGGCCGUUGUUCCUGCCCGGCCCUGAGCCUGGGCGAGCGCUGCGACCGAUGCCGCCCGGGCAGCUACGACUUCCGGCCCGGCCUGGGCUGCCGAGCUUGCGGCUGCAGCGCCGCGGGUUCGCGCAAACAGCAGUGCGCCCCGAGCGACGGCCAGUGUCCCUGUCGCGAGGGAUUCGCCGGCAGACAGUGCGACCGAUGCGCUCCCGGACACUACGACUACCCACGGUGCAAGCCCUGCAACUGCGACGUCAACGGCUCGCUCGGCGAGUGCGACGACUCCUCCGGGCAGUGUCCCUGCAAGCCGAACGUCCUCGGCAGGAGGUGCAACCAGUGCGACGAGGGCACCUUCGGCCUCUCGGCCGAUAAUCCCAAGGGCUGCACCGAGUGCUUCUGCUUCGGCAGGUCGACCGAGUGCAGACAGGCCGGGCUCAGCUGGGGACAGAGGCGACUGCUUCGCCCGAGGGUUCUAUACGUCAACGACACCGUCAACGAAGUCGUCCUCACCAACUACGGCUCCUCGAUAGUCCUGCCGUACUUCAACAGCGGCCUGAACAAGACGAACACUCUGUACGUGGUGCCCGGAACCGACGGCGACGUCACGCUGCCCGUCAACUACUACCGCGAGUGUCCGGUCUACUGGCAGUUGCCCGAUACCUUUUUGAGCGACAAGAUCGUGUCCUACGGCGGAAGUCUCCGAUUCACAACGAUAACCGAGGGCGGCUACGUGCUGAGAUCGGGCCACCGUUUCCCUCUGGUCCAGCUGCAGGGCAACGGAAUCGUCCUCGAGUACUAUCCGGCCAACUCGAACAACGAGAGCUGCUACGUCGUGAAAAUGCACGAGACCGGCUGGCAGCUGAAGAAUCGAGCGGACGUAAAAGUCAGCAGGGAGCUCAUGAUGAUCGUCCUGCAGAACCUGCAGUACAUCUUCGUCAAGGCUUCCGACUACACCGACUUUUCUCGGGCCACUCUGCUGGAAGCAUCGCUGGACGCGGCGGUGCUGACCGCGACCCAUUCGCCGCCCGUGGCGACGAGCGUCGAGCAGUGCGACUGCCCGGAGGAGUACACCGGCACCUCCUGCCAGGACCCGAACCGAGGCUACUAUCGCUGGCGCGACACCAACGUCACGAGCAGCAGCGGCUACCACGAGCUCAUCGGUCGAGCCCGGCAAUGCCAGUGCAACGGCAGGUCCGAAAUCUGCGAUCGCGAAACCGGACACUGUCUGGACUGUCGAGACAACACGGCCGGCGUUUUCUGCGAACUCUGCGCCGAGAGCUACUACGGAGACCCGAAUUUCGGCGGUUGCAGGGAAUGCCCGUGUCCGCAGACCGACAAAAAGUUCUCCAACACCUGCAUCGUUCGCGCAGACAACCAAGUCGUCUGCGUCUGUAAACCCGGCUACGCGGGCACGCGCUGCGAGCGCUGCAGCUACGGUUACUACGGCUAUCCGAGCACACCGGGAGGCAGCUGUACGCCCUGCAAGUGCAACGCCGCGGGUAGCGCGAGCGACGAGUGCGACACCGAGACCGGCCAGUGCAACUGCAAGCCCGGCUCUACCGGUCGCGACUGCUCGCAGUGCACCCAAGAGCGACACGUUUUCAUCGGCCAGAACUGCAUGUCCUGCAACGACAACUGCACUGGGAUACUCCUGGACGAUAUGGAUGACAUGAAGUACAAUUUGAUAAACGCGACGACGCACAUUUCUACGGGCUACAUCGCGCCUCCCUGGGAAGAGUUGGCCAAUAUGGACGAUAACGUGACGAUGCUGUUCGAGGAACUGGCGAUUCGGAGGCAAAUAGAGGACAGACUCAAGCACAUUCCCUGGAAUAACUACAAAGAUCUUUCCAAGCAGGCGGAAAGCCUCUUGAGCGAUGUGAUCGGAUUGGCGAACGAUGCAAGAAGCAUCAAGUCGCAAAGCGGCGACAUUAGCAACAACGUGUACAGUUUGAAAAUGGAACUUGAAGGGUUGAGAAACGAACUGAACGGCACCAUCAUGGAACUUGCGUAUUACGGAAACGACGAUAAAAAAGUUGAAAUUAAAAAAGUUCUAAAAGAGGCUAAGAAGCUACUGAACGAAAUGAAGCUUGACCUGCCGAAGAGAACGAAGACGUUCCAAGUUUUGAUCAACGAAUGUACGGAAUACGUAGAGUGGCUCAAUGACUUGGUCGACUCGAUGGAACCUUUCGAGAAAGUCAAAGAAUCUGCUCACAACUAUUCUCUCAAAUUGAAAGACACGAUGAAAAAUAUGGAAACGACGAUGGAGACUAUGUUCACGUACGAUACACUGUACAAUGAAGUAAACAUGACCUAUGAAAUCCUAUCCUAUCAACAAGAAGGAAUUGAUGAAAUGAACAGCGAGAUCAAAGACUCGCUCGAAGAAGGCUCAACUCUUGUGGAUGAAGCGAGAGGGUGUAUCGUUGACAGUGAAAACAACAUACUGGACAUUCCGGAUCUGAGAAAUAAACUUGCGCAAUCCACGAAUAAUCUCGCUACCAAGGAGGGAAUUCUGCACCGACUGAAUUACGAGUACAAAAACAAAUACGUGAAUCCAGCGAUCGCUCACGCUCAAAAUCUCUCGGACUAUGUAGAUCAAUACGUAGGAUUAUUUUCGGAAACCAGAGCUCAGGCAGCGAAUCCUUUAAAAGCAAGUCAGGCCUAUAAAAAUAUCGUCGACGGUUUGACUGAAGCUAAACAAGCUGCUCAGGAAGCUAAUGAAAUUCUUGAUGAUGUCACCGAUAAGGUGUUCCCUCAAGGGCCAGAUGGAGAUUCUUUGCUAGAUGAUGCUUUGGAGAUCGGAUUGCGAUCGAGCGACCAAUUGGAACGAACAAGAAGUCAUAGCUCGCCAAUUAUGCAUGCAAGAGGUCAACUUGAAAGCCAGAAACAGUCGGUUGCUGGUUUAAAAGAUUCCUUGAACAGCACCGGAAAUAAGGACAACCAGAUAAAUGUGAAACUUCGAGAAUUGCAGAGCGACAAUAGAAAUUUACAAGAUAGACUGAAUGAUAUCCUAAAUGAAAAUAUGGAAACUGCCAAUUCUAUUGCCGAUACAAGGCAAUUAAUUGAAGAUUAUCAACAAGGUAUCUCAGAUGUUUUGGUACCCAAAUUGCAAGAUUUGAAGAACAAAGAUGACUCUAGCAUAAGCCUUGCCAGUGAAAAACUUGCCGAAGCUCAAAGCAUCAUCAAACUAGCCGACGCUAAACUGACUAGUAUGGCAACAGCUUCAAUAAAGCGCCAAAUGGAAUUCGACAAGUUCAACGGCACAAUGUCGGCCAAGUUGAAAAUGUUAAAGGAUAAAAUUGCCGAAGCAAGAAAUACAGCUGAUGGAAUUCGAGUUUCCAUGAAAUCCGCAGAGGGCAAAAAGUGUACAAGAUCUUACAGGCUGACAGACUUGCAACCGUCGGAAACCACAUCGAUACUGAUGACACUCGCUAUUCCUCAUUACCAAAGAGAAGGACUGCUGUUCUACCUUGCAAGUAGUAAUAAUGACGACUUCGUAGCCGUGGAAAUGUUCGAACGUAGGAUAAGGUUUGUGUGGAAUGUAGGAGGCGGCACUGGUGUCGUGACGCACCCGGAGGUACUCGAUGCUGGUGAUCCGCGCACGGAUGAAACGCUAUGGUAUCGCAUAGAAGCUGAAAGAGUAAGGCACAUUGGAAAACUGACCGUUAGUAAACAACUAACGAGAUCGAGCAAGUAUGCGCCAGUAGUAAACCACACGAGCGCAGAGUUUGGUAGAUUUGAUAUCACGACGAUGGAUCGCGUAUGGAUUGGUGGCUUGCCGGAACUGCAGAUCAAGCCUCCCGAACUUUUAGCUUCGAACGGAUUGCCUGGCUGCGUGCAUCAGGUUCAUUUGGAUGGCAGGCCGAUCGGUCUCUGGAACUUUAUAAGUACCGCGCCUGACAAUGCCUGUCAACCGUGCGUCGAAGGCGUUGAAAAGAUUAGCAACGAUAUCAGUUAUAGCUUUAACGGUGAGGGCUACGCUGUCCGAAGUCGCGUUAUAUCCGGUCCUUAUAACAAAUACAUCUUUGGAGUUUCCAUUAACUUUAGAACCUUUGAUGAAAAUGCCUUACUAUUCCUCGCAAUUGAUCCAGAAAAGCCGGACGGUUACAUAGUGAUAUUCCUCCACGAGGGCCGCGUGAUUUUACACAUAGUUUAUGGCGGCAACGUCAGCUUCGAGAUGUCCUCGACGUUCCGCUACAAUACUGGUAACUGGACGAAGGUCGAUGCGUUCCGACAGUUCCAGAAUCGUAAGAACAUCGAGAAAUGCAGCUUAAGCGUCGACGGCGAGAACGAAAAGAAGAUCGGCUCUCCGACUCCUCAGCCUCGUAAAGAGGACAUACCUGACCUCUCCAAUGCCAAGUACUUCAUUGGUGGUGUGCCACCCAGUUUCGGAAUAGAUGGCUUCGUGCUACCGACUCAAAUUUCCUUCCUUGGAUGCAUGUCCAAUAUCAAUGUCGGCGAGGGAUACGAUCCCAUGGCCGAACAAUAUUUCGGCAUUGAAUCAGGAUGUCGAAAUAAGCCUAUGACGAUAGUCGGCUUCCACGGAGACGGAUACUUAGAACUUCCAGGAGUACAACUUCGUAAAAAGGAGUCUUCUAUCAGUUUUUCGUUUAGAACGUUACAAAGCAACGCUAUGCUGUUGCUGUCGACGUUCCAGGGACCUGAAGAGAGACUUUUCGGCAUUCCUGAUCAAGAAUUAAUUAAGGACAAUUACUACUCGAUAGCUGUGAUCGACGGCCGCGUGCAAGUGCGCCUGAAUAACGGUAAGGGUGAGCUUUUGCUGCAAACCAAUGGUACUUUCAACGACGGCAAGUACCACACAGUUAUGGUAAUAAAAAAGAGAAAAGAGAUCGUACUUAGGAUAGACGACGCGUACCAAACCAACGACAAACUUGUUACGGGUGUAGCGAUCAAAGCCCCCCAGUUUGGUGGUCUAUACUUGGGUGGACUGCCGGCUUUGAUCAAUAAUACUAAAAUGGUGGCCACAAAUACUCCUCUGAGUGGAGCCAUGAAAAAUGUCAUUGUUGACGACAAUAAAGUUUUGAAAUUCGAUGAUGCCGUAUCCUUCGAGCACGCUUAUAUCGGUCGUCAAGGUCCCAGCAUAGGCAAAGAUCCUCCUGUCUACUCGUUGUCGGCUUCGCUGUCGAGAGGGUUGUCGACUCAGCCAGAGGGAUGUCAGAAGAUCCCGUACUAUUCGCUGGAACCUGGCGCAUUAAAGUUUGGCGACAAGCCGCAAAGCCACACGCAACUUUACCUCAAUUUUGAAAACUUUUGGCUUCAGAAAAAAGUCAUAGAGUUUGAUUUUCGAACGUACUAUCCAAACGGUUUACUCUUUAUUACUCCGGGCAUGCGUCAAAAGAACUACCUCAUGGUCGCGAUUAGAGAUGGUCAGCUUGUGUUGAUAAUCAAGAGCAAGCAGCGCAAAGAAAUACUAUUCAAGACACCGUUCAACGACGGCAAUUGGCACCACGUGACGAUUGGUCACAGUAUCCGAAAGCUCACGAUGGUAGUCGAUUCUCAGGCACCCGGCAAGGUAAAAGUGCCAAAGAAGAUCGGUCUAACGAAUGUGAUGUAUAUUGGUGGCAUACCUGAAAGUGGCACACCACUGCCUGACAACGUCGUUGCUAAACUCGAAACUCUAAAAGGCUGCAUCAGAGGUCUCAAAGUCAACGGCAACGUAUAUGACAUGGUUGGUUCAACGAGUAGACCUUACAACGUUGGUCAGUGCUUUCCCAAUGUUGAGAGCGGCGCAUAUUUCCAGGACGAAGCUUACGCAGUUUAUAAAAAGAACUUCGAGCUCGGUGCCAUCUUGGAGUUACAACUAGAAUUCCGAACAUCAGAACUGACAGGAGUAUUAUUAUCGAUAACGGCGCCUGAAGGAUCCCCUUCACUGUCGUUAGAAUUGCACAAUGGUAAAGUCGUCUUAUCAAGUAACAUGGGCGACGAUCAGGCGCUUUACGUUGAACAGGAGUUCAGCAACCCUUACACGAUAUGUGACAAUAUGUGGCACAGGAUUCAAGCUAUUUACAAUGACAAGGAGCUUGCUCUCAAAGUCGAUGAUCUAGAUCAAAAGUACGGGCUUCCGGUCAACAAUGAAGGUCAUUUCAUGGGUUCUGCAAUCACCAAUUCUUUGUACAUUGGUGGAAUACCAGCUUCUGCACCCAAGGGUACUUUGAUCACAAGAGAUCAUUUUAAUGGCUGCAUACGCAACGUCAUGAUUGGUGGAGAGCGACGAGACUGGAUCGACAUGGCGGAGCUUCACAACAUACACUUAAAUUCUUGUCCUGUGCAAUAAAUGUAGGUUUUACAUUGAAGGGUUACGAGAGACCCAUCAGUGAGAAAAAAAUAAAGUUAGGGUUACUUGAUAGCACAAAGUAGCACCAACCGGAGAGUCCGGUAGCCAGAGCCGGAGUCCAACAUAAUCUCUAAAUGUACCUACGCUGUCUUGCUCGUAAAUAGCAUUUUGCUUCUGGUUAUACUGCAUUAAUCGAUCAUAUUGUCUAUUAUUGAUAAUUUUCUAGUUUACGAACAAUGUAGAUGCGGUAGCACGAGUUCGAAAAUGCAUCUACUCUGGCCUAUGGAUUUUGUCCGGUACUGGCUACCGGACUUUCUCCGGUUAGGGCUACUUGACAAUGCUUACUUGAGCAACUCCGGUAGUGGCUACCGGACUCUCCGGUAAUCCUAACUUUGUUUUUUUUUCUCAGUCCUAACGAAGAACUGCUUCGUCGACCAGAUCCAAAGACUGCGAGUCAAGACUGCGCUCGAAGAAUGUAGUUGACAAUAUUACUAUCUGCAAAACUGAAGAUUGCGUGAAAACCAAGAAAAACUUGGACAAAUUUACGAAAUGAAGCAAGCAUUUGAUUACUUUCAAGUAUGACGUGUACUUAUACAAUGUAAGGAUGCCAUGAGAGAAAGGUUUUUCUUAGUUUUGGAACUUAAUUGAAAGGAAGAACUUUGAUAGAAUUUAAAAGACUUAUCGAAGCCAAAAGAUGCUAAUUGAUAACGUUUUAUUAGUCGAGCUUAAAUCACAAUGAUACUUAGUUCAAUCGCUGCAAUAAGAAUGCGCAAGUCAAGCAAAUACAUUCAUCACAUCGCAUUACAGCCGUUUAGAUUUUAAACUAGAAUUUUAUGUACUUUCGUGUAAUUAGCGAAACCACUGCCAUAUAAUAUUAUGACAAUCGAAUGUAAACCAGACAUUGUACAUCAGUAUUUAAUAUUAUUUAUUCUUGAUAUAACAUAAUUUAUGCUGAACAGAAGAGAGCAAGUUUAUAGUAAAUAGUGAAGAGACAUUAUGUUUUAUACCUAGAAAUAAUUUAAAUAAUAAUUGCACGUGUCUAGCUUAAUAAUUAUUAUUGUAUAAAGAAAAUAAAUGUGCCCUACAUACAAAUGCUGGAACAAUAUAAUAAAUUUAAGGAAUAUAAAAUA
This is a messenger RNA of Nasonia vitripennis (jewel wasp), 10835 nucleotides long. It is a transcript of the gene wb, whose product is annotated as laminin subunit alpha-2. The transcript has 37 exons. The coding region runs from base 34 to 9705 and encodes 3223 amino acids. Gene Ontology annotation, cellular component: basement membrane. Gene Ontology annotation, biological process: axon guidance. The record is from RefSeq and is a predicted model, not a curated record. Lineage: Eukaryota; Metazoa; Arthropoda; Insecta; Hymenoptera; Pteromalidae.